Cladocopium goreaui is the source of this 858-nucleotide messenger RNA. Lineage: Eukaryota; Dinophyceae; Suessiales; Symbiodiniaceae. The record is from the annotation of a GenBank genome assembly.
GUGCCCCCACUGCUGCCAUGACGGUGCACCUAAGCUCUCUGCCUUUGCCACAGAAGCAAAGUGAUACGGAGCCUCAGGAUGAGUACAACGAUGACAUCGAUGAGCAUCGCUUCUCUCCUGAGGAAACGUUGAUCAUCUUCGAUUGGGAUGAUACCGUGAUGCCCUCCUCCUGGGUGGAGGGCCUCCGUACUGGAGAAGAUGAAAGCAGCGAAGUCUUGGUCUCGCAGGACCAGAAGGAGCAACUCGAGGAUUUGGCGAGGUUGGCCACUGAGACGUUAGGGCUGGCGCAGCAGUUGGGAACCGUGUUGCUGGUGACGAAUGCUCAGCAAGGAUGGGUUGAACUGAGCUGUCAACGAUACAUGCCGACUCUGCUUCCUGCGCUCGCUUCGGUGCGGAUCAUGUCGGCGCGAACUCGUUUCGAGACGGAACAGGUCUCUUCACCUUUUGAGUGGAAGCACCGGGCGUUCCUUUGUGAAAUCGGUCGUGUCUUUCGUGACAAGUCCAGGAGAAGAAACAUUCUCUCCUUCGGGGACAGUGGGCACGAAAGAGAAGCCUUGAUCAAAUCUACCGCCAAUAUGCACAACACAAGAACGAAAUCUGUGAAGUUUUUGGACCGCCCAGGGGUGCAUGAGCUUGGGAAGCAACAUGCGGUCAUGGUCAAGUGCCUGAAGCAGAUCGUGCAUCACGAUGGUAACCUGGACCUUUGUCUUCGGGUCAGGUCAGAUUGCACAGAGGGCUGAGCCACUGAGGCGAAGCUCGGCCCCGUUUUUUUGAGCGGGGUCGUGGAAUGGGGAAGCGACGAGCUCCUUUCUGGGCCGAAAAUUCACGGUGUCGAGUCAUUUUAUAGGAUGAUUUUUG